Molecule: messenger RNA, 1977 nt
Organism: Dovyalis caffra
Lineage: Eukaryota; Viridiplantae; Streptophyta; Magnoliopsida; Malpighiales; Salicaceae
Source: the annotation of a GenBank genome assembly
AUGGAAUUCAUAGUAAAGGUUGAAGAAUCAAGAGCUGCAAGUGAUGGAAAACCAUCAGCAGGUCCUGUUUAUAGGUCCAUUUACGCCAAAGAUGGCCUCAUGAAUUUGCCUGCUGGACUAGAGUCUCCUUGGCAGUUCUUUAGUGAUUCUGCUCUCAAGAACCCUGAUAACAAAAUGCUAGGUCGACGGCAAGUCAAUGAUUCCAAGGUGGGUCCUUAUGUGUGGCUGACAUACAAAGAGGUUUAUGAUUCUGCCAUGAGGAUAGGUUCCGCAAUGAGGAGAUGUGGUGUCAAUCCUGGAGAUCGUUGCGGCAUAUAUGGUUCCAACUGCGCAGAAUGGAUCACUGCUAUGGAGGCUUGCAACAGCCAGGCCAUAACAUAUGUACCCCUCUAUGACACUCUUGGGCCUAAUGCUGUGGAGUUCAUCGUCAAUCAUGCUGAAGUUUCAAUAGCCUUUGUCCAAGAGAACAAGCUCUCUUCUAUUCUAUCUUGUCUUCCAAAGUGCUCUUCAAAUUUAAAAACUAUUGUCAGCUUUGGAAAUGUUUCUGACAAGCAAAAGAAGGAAGCUGAAGAACAUGGGGUAUCUUGCUUUUCAUGGGAAGAAUUUCCUCAGUUGGGGAGUUUGGAUUGUGAAUUACCUCCAAAAAAGAAGACUGAUGUCUGCACAAUAAUGUACACCAGUGGAACAACAGGAGAACCAAAAGGUGUUAUCCUGACCAGUGGGGCUCUCAUGUCAGAAGUAUUGUCUGUGGACCAGCUACUAUUUCUUACAGACAGAGUGGCUGCAGAAGAAGAUUCAUACUUCUCUUUCCUACCUUUGGCCCAUGUAUAUGAUCAAGUAAUUGAGACCUAUUGCAUCUACAAAGGUGCCUCAAUAGGAUUUUGGCGAGGGGAUGUAAGAUACUUGAUGGACGACGUUCAAGAAUUGAAGCCAAGUAUAUUUUGUGGGGUUCCUAGAGUUUAUGACCGCAUAUAUACUGGCACACUUGCUAAAGUUUCUGCUGGAGGUGUGUUAAAGAAGAAGUUAUUUGAUUUUGCCUAUAACUACAAGUUGGGAAAUCUAGAGAAGGGAUUUCCGCAAGAAAAAGCGGCACCCCUCCUGGAUAGGCUUGUCUUCGAGAAGACAAAGCAAGCACUUGGGGGCAGAGUACGUAUCUUGUUAUCUGGGGCUGCACCUUUGCCUAAGCAUGUAGAGGAGUUUUUGAGGGUCACAUCCUGCUCUACUUUAUCGCAAGGAUAUGGUCUCACAGAAAGUUGUGGGGGCUGCUUAACAUCCAUAGGCAAUGUGUAUCCUAUGGUGGGAACUGUUGGAGUCCCCAUGACAACCAUUGAAGCAAGACUUGAGUCAGUGCCAGAGAUGGGAUAUGAUGCAUUAUCAAGUGUUCCAAGGGGAGAGAUUUGCCUGAGGGGAAGUACAUUGUUCUCUGGUUACCACAAGCGAGAAGAUCUAACAAAUGAAGUCCUUGUUGAUGGAUGGUUUCAUACAGGUGAUAUUGGAGAAUGGCAACCCAAUGGAGCAAUGAAGAUUAUUGACAGGAAAAAGAACAUAUUUAAGCUAUCUCAAGGUGAAUACGUUGCUGUAGAGAACCUUGAAAAUGUCUACCUGCGUUGCCCUCUUACAACAUCGAUUUGGGUCUACGGCAACAGUUUCGAAUCAUUUCUUGUUGCUGUAGUUGUCCCCGACAGACAGGCACUUGAGGAUUGGGCUGCAAACCAUAAUGAAACUGACGAUUUUAAAUCGUUGUGCAAAAAUCCAAAGGCAAGGAAAUAUAUACUUGAUCAGCUCAAUAGCACUGGUAAAACAAACAAUCUUAGAGGAUUUGAAAUGUUAAAAGCUGUUCAUUUGGAACCACACCCGUUUGAUAUGGAGAGGGACCUGAUAACUCCAACAUUUAAAUUGAAGAGGCCACAAUUGCUCAAAUGUUACAAGGACUGCAUUGAUCAACUGUAUAGUGAAGCAAAGGGCUCGAAGGCAUGA